Messenger RNA from Drosophila yakuba, 2917 nucleotides. RefSeq names its product transmembrane protein 134. The transcript is spliced from 2 exons. Lineage: Eukaryota; Metazoa; Arthropoda; Insecta; Diptera; Drosophilidae. Bases 305 to 817 code for a protein of 170 amino acids. The record is from RefSeq and is a predicted model, not a curated record.
AACCACCCCCGCGGAACGGUCACACUGCUGCGAGUCUGAAUAUUUUUUGCUUUGUGUCGCGUUUUAAUGUGAAAAGAAAAACAGUUUUUCAACGGUUACGGGCGCAGAAAAGAGUACAAAACAUUGCGAAUACGGAGUGCGCGAAAAUGCAGGCGGGUCAGCACUAAGUGGGAGCCGCAUUUCCCCCGAUUUCCGCCGUGCUGGGAGCCAACGUUGGCAGCCCGAAUCCGAAUCUCCAGCGCACUCGUUUAUUAUUAAACAACGGGCAGAGAAAAAGCAGAAUCCAACCCAAAACCCAGCAAACAUGUACAACAACGGGGCCAGGGGCUUCUCCAUUCACGACGCCUUCGAGGAGGAGACCGACGAGGCGAUACGCGUCUAUGGCUCCACCGUGAUAUCCACGCCCAUGAGAGGCAAGCAAGGUCGCUCCACCGAAGACGUCUCCAUCCGGAUUCAGGAUCCCAAGGGCUACAACAAGUAUGCCGAGGACACAACCUCCCGGGACAGCGACUCGCUCAUCCAGGAGUACGGCAACCUGCCCACGGAGGAGACCAACACAUACUGCUGGCGGCAUCCCAAGGUGCGCGAGAACUGGCGCACAGUGCUGGCCGCCUUUACGCUCCUGGUCGUGGGCACGGGCCUCUUUGUGAUGGGCACCUUCGCCAUCGCGGAUCCGCAGAACACGUCGCAGGGAGUCGUGUUCUUCGUGGCCGGACUCAUCUGCUUCAUACCCGGGGCCUAUCACGUCGUGUACAUCUGGCUGGCAGCCAAAGGAUAUCGAGGGUUUGACUUCUAUCACCUGCCGCUGUUCACAUAAACGGACAUCUGGUUGUCCUGUUUGAGCUGGUUUAUCCACUGACGGAGAGUGGGAGAAGCCCCAUCUAUAAAUAUAAAUCUGUGUUUGUUUAUACAUGUAUAAACAACUUAUUUUCUACAUUGUAAUCGUAAUUAACCCGAAACUCGGUUUGUGUAACGUAUUUUUUGUGUUUAGCGGCAAAAAUUUCGUUUAGACAAAGAUCCCCCCAAAACCCGAAUCAAAAUCUAGCAAUAUAUAGAUUAUAUAUUUUACAAUAUUUUCUAUUAUGUACUCCGUAAAGUGUUUUGUAUGCUCCCUCCAAAACAACCCAAAAAAAAAAAAAAAGAAAAACAUUCAUACGUACACUCGAAAUUUAUUUAAACAAAAGAGAAAAAACAAACGAAAGACUUUGUAUAUGAUGCUAACAUGUUGAGGAAGCGCUAGAGUUAUAACGUAUACUAUAUAUAAAUUGUAAUUUAUUGAAAUUUAAUUGCACCAAAAACGCUGCAAGGCGUGCGAAAAUGUUUUACGAUUUUCAAAACCAACACUCAAGAAACUAAAAAGAUUAACAACCGUACACCCACGAAUCUAUGUAUAUGAUUAGUGAGCGUCUGUCCAGGGAUGCGCCUUAAAGAACUAGAUCUAGACUUUAGUCAACGUCGAAUUAUGAUUAUGAUUAUGUUAAAACCUAAUCGAAUGCAGCGAGGAUUCCUCGAGCAACCAAGAUACCAUGAUAAUACCAAGCUACUAGUGAUGUAAGACGAUGCGCCGAUAUUGCAAUACGUUCUUUUAUAGCUAUAGUGAUGACGCGACUCUUUUCCGCUGACCUUUAACCCCGUCCUCUAAUGAAAUUACAUCUCACACUCACCCACAUUUCUGAGUACUAAUCACACAGAAUCACACCUCAUCUGCCGCUUAGUUGUUAAUGUCGUAUAAUUUCUUUUUAAGAAAUGCUGAAUAUGGUUGUAUUAAAACGAAAAUGAUUUUCACACUCAGAAAACCCAAGAAAACAAUCAAAAAAACAUACAAUAAAUUUACUUAAAUUACAACACAAUUUAUAUUUAUGGCUAAUACAGGACUCCUUUUUUCGAAAUUUACACGAAACCCCUUUUCUAGAUGUAAUUUUGUGACUUUUGUAUGUAUUUUCCCAUUGAAUGUUGGUUUUUAUUUGAAUUAAAAAUAUUAUUUUUGAACAUUUCUUUUGUUCUUAUUUUUUGGGAGUUUACUUUAAUGCCGCGGCAUUCAGCGAUAUGAUUUUAUUUUAUCAACAGUUUUUUGCUUUUUGGACGUGUUUAAUUGUUUCUUCUUUUUUCGUUACUUUUUUUUUAGCACUCUUUUGGAAAUUACUUUCAUUUCCUUACGCAGCUAAAAAUGAGCGAUAAAUUUUAUCUUUCUUUUGCGGCAUGCCCAUUGAAGUGUAUCAAACUCCAAUCAUUAUCAAGUUCACCCUCAACGCGACAGUGCGUUUCAGGACUGUAAGAUAAGUCGGAUGCGGGUAUGCCCAUUUGAAUAUCUUUUCGUAGAUUAUUUUGUACUAAACUGAAUUACAAUCAAUUUCAUUUACUAGUUAAUGUCCUAAAUGUUUGUAUAUUUAUAAAUUAGCUGAUAAGCUAUUUGCUUUCCCUUUCCGCUCUCUUGCUACAUCUUUUUGAUAGCGCGGUAAUUAAACCCUGAAAUAUGUAUGUAUACAGCCAUGAAACGCACUGUCUGCCAACUCCAGCUCCGAACCAGGCCCAAAGUCCUCUUGGUCAAAUGGAAUCGGUUGCCGCGGCUAAUGGCUAAUGGCUAAUGGCGAUGCAAAUGAGAUGAAGUGAAACGUUAGAAACAAUCAAAUCGAAAUUGGCAAUGGAAUAGGAUAGAUACUUGCUCAAUAUACGAAGUUAACGACGGCUCUAAUAGGUUUAAUUAUAUUGGUGUUGUGCGCCUCCCCGAAUCGAUUAUUUUUGUAGCUUUCGAACUUAUUUGAAUUGUAUUUAAAUAAUUGUUGCCUCGAUUCCACUCGGUUCGGUUCGAUUCGAUUCGAAUUGACCCCUCGGUUCGACCGUUGAUGAUUAAGCUUUAAAUGUGCUUAGCGAAGUAAGUGUGGAAAUGGAAUAAAGUGCAUGGAAAUUAAGCGCCAAA